Molecule: messenger RNA, 438 nt
Organism: Phanerochaete carnosa HHB-10118-sp
Lineage: Eukaryota; Fungi; Basidiomycota; Agaricomycetes; Polyporales; Phanerochaetaceae
Exons: 1
Coding region: 1-438 (145 amino acids)
Source: RefSeq, a predicted model, not a curated record
AUGACUCAAUUGGCUUGUCAGGCAUGGAAGAAGUGUACAGUUCAUAAGUGGAAUCUCUCACACAAGCUUCUGACAGACUCCAAGAUGAAGCGUGAGCUUCAGAAGUACUUGGCUACUCACUCCAAUCUUCGUAACGAGAUUGAGGCUAAAAUUGACCAUCUCUCUAGUAUUGAUGAAGAGCCAUCUGAUGGUGAAGACAAGAAGGAUGAACUUUGUUCCUCUGAAGUUCUGCUUUCUGCUGUUGUGGAGCAUGAAUUUAACAUUGACGUCGGUGGGAAUCUGACACAUCAACAGGAUGGCCUUGCUACUAGUGCUGACAUUGAGACUUGGAAUGGCCAACUCAUGAGUGCAAGCACUGGUGACAAUCUUGAUGCUUAUAGAGAUGAUGACACAACUUGGAAUGAGUAUAUAAUAGCAGCACAGCAUUAUAUGUUAUAG